This is a messenger RNA of Vanderwaltozyma polyspora DSM 70294, 756 nucleotides long. RefSeq lists its product as uncharacterized. The transcript has a single exon. The coding region runs from base 1 to 756 and encodes 251 amino acids. NCBI's taxonomy places the organism in Eukaryota, Fungi, Ascomycota, Saccharomycetes, Saccharomycetales, Saccharomycetaceae. The record is from RefSeq and is a predicted model, not a curated record.
AUGAACAAAUCAAGUAUGGAUACAGAAGCUAGUAUGGAACAUCAAACUUAUUUCGACAAAAAUAGUUCAAACACAACAGAAAAAUUUAAGUUGCAAUCUUUACAUAUCAAUCAAAAUGUUCAGGAUCUAAAUUCUGACCAAAAAGCCUUUAAGAUAUUUCUCAGUUUUAUUCAAGGGAUUGAUAACUACUCCAUGGCUUUGGAAUUAUGGGAAUCCUUGCCAGAAUCAUCAAAGAUGCUUUUUACAAAUAACUCAACCACCUACCAAUCAACUUCAAAAAGCAAUCGAAUUAUUAUUCACUCCUUUGGACAGCAUAACAAGACAAAGCUGCCAACAUUAUGCUCUAGACCAACUAUUAAAAAAACAAGAAAUACUGCUAGUAUAUCGAGGAAAAAGAAAACAAAGCAUAUCAACAGUAUAAUUGAAGAACUUACUAAUGACAAUAACAAUCUACUUGAAAGUAAGCUUCAUUCUUCAUCCAGAAUACCCAAAUGUAAUGGAACAAAUUUUCAAUACAUACAUCAAAUAGACCAUGAAAAUGACAUGGAGCUUUUAGCUGAACAAUUCAACAGACUACAAACAAGACUGGAAACGGUAGAAAAUUUAUUAAUUGAACCUCCACCAAAGUAUAAAGCUGAAGAUACCCUGGCCAGAAAAGCUUUGGCUAAAAACGCUAAUCAUAAAUCAAUAUUCAAUAUAUUCUCAAGGAAACCUUUUAAAAUUGGAAAGUUCUUUAAAGAUGACCACAAGAGAUAA